Molecule: messenger RNA, 783 nt
Organism: Aspergillus puulaauensis
Lineage: Eukaryota; Fungi; Ascomycota; Eurotiomycetes; Eurotiales; Aspergillaceae
Product: SDR family NAD(P)-dependent oxidoreductase
Exons: 4
Coding region: 1-783 (260 amino acids)
Molecular function (GO): oxidoreductase activity
Source: RefSeq, a predicted model, not a curated record
AUGUCCGACUUCUCCGGCGUCUCACUCAAAGGCAAGACCGCGAUCGUCACCGGUGCCUCCAGGGGCAUCGGCGCGGGAAUCGCCAUUCUCCUAGCCAAGCGUGGCGCCAACGUCGUCGUCAACUACGUCUCAGAGGGCAGCAAGAAACGCGCCCAGGAAGUAGCAGACGAGAUCACCAAGAUCGGAACAAAGGCCGUUCUAUGCCAGGCGAGCGUCAGCAACCUGGACGAGAUCCCUCGGCUGGUGAACGCUGCGCUGGGGAUCAGCGAGACGGGGAAGAUUGAGAUUCUGAUCCACAAUGCCGCCCAAGGCCUCGAAGCCAACCUCAUCGAUACCACCCCGGAGUUCUACACAACCCACUUCGACUGCAAUGUCCGCGGCCCGAUCUUCCUCACCAAGGCCGCCGAGCCCUUUCUUCCCAAAGGCGGCCGGAUCGUGUUUAUCUCAUCGGCUGGCGCGCGGCUCGGCGUUGCAGGGCAGACCGUGUACGCCGCCACCAAGGCCGCCGACGAGGCGCUGGUCCGGGUCUGGGCGAAGGAGCUGGGUCAGUCGCAUGGCAUUACAGUGAACUGCGUGAAUCCUGGGCCUGUUGCAACUGACCAGUGGUUCCAGAGCGAUGAGCAGUUCCUGAAGGAUAUGCAGCCCUUGAUUGAAUCUACCCCUGCGGCUCCGAGAGUGGGAGAGGUGGAUGAUGUUGCGCCCUUGGUUGCGUUCUUGUGUAGUGAGGAUGCGAGGUGGACGACUGGGGCUUGUCUGUCUGCGAAUGGGGGACUUUACAAUUAG